This is a messenger RNA of Tripterygium wilfordii, 3342 nucleotides long. RefSeq names its product ribonuclease J. NCBI's taxonomy places the organism in Eukaryota, Viridiplantae, Streptophyta, Magnoliopsida, Celastrales, Celastraceae. The transcript is spliced from 17 exons. The record is from RefSeq and is a predicted model, not a curated record. Bases 219 to 2873 code for a protein of 884 amino acids.
UAAGCAAGAUAUUUCUUGCACAAAAUCCACCUUCUCACUCUAUCUCAGUUUCCCGCUCCUGUCCAGAGCUCGAUCACUCUUCCUCUAUAAAAAAAUUCACACCAAUUUCUAGGGCUUCUCUCACGCGAUACGUGUAGUUGGGGGGUUUCUGGAGCUUCUUUUUCUCUCUGUCCUUAGCUUCUCGUGGUCGGCGCCGUAGGUCUGAGGCUCCGAACAGAAUGGCGGCUUUUGCUUCUCUCUCGCCGUGCCCUUACAUUAUCUCGUGCUGGCAAAACCCUAGAGCGCGUUCCGUUUUAUGCUCGCUUGGCUCAUCUCCUUCUUCUUCUUCUCAUUCACCUUCUCCUCCCCCUAUUUCUACUCCGAUAGGUACACGUGUUUCUAAAGUGCCAAGAAAAGGACCAGGAAGAAUGGAAGGUGCUCGAAAGAGUAUGGACGAUGCUACUCAACGCAAAAUGGAACAGUUUUAUGAGGGAACUAAUGGUCCGCCACUUCGUGUUCUUCCAAUUGGCGGGCUGGGUGAAAUUGGUAUGAAUUGCAUGCUUGUUGGAAACUAUGACCGCUAUAUUCUCAUAGAUGCUGGAGUCAUGUUCCCAGACUACGAUGAAAUUGGAGUCCAGAAGAUUAUACCUGACACCACAUUUCUGAAAAGAUGGAGCCACAAAAUUGAAGCGGUUGUUAUAACACAUGGACACGAAGAUCACAUUGGUGCGUUGCCUUGGGUAAUCCCUGCUUUGGACUCCCGCACACCAAUAUAUGCAUCAUCCUUCACGAUGGAGCUUAUUAAAAAGCGGUUAAAGGAGCAUGGGAUCUUCGCUCCAUCAAGACUUAAGGUGUUCAAAACGAAGAAGAGAUUUAUGGCUGGACCAUUUGAAAUAGAACCUAUAAGGGUGACCCAUUCUAUUCCUGAUUGCUGUGGAAUGGUUCUUCGCUGUGCUGAUGGUACAAUUCUUCAUACUGGGGACUGGAAGAUUGAUGAAUCACCUUUGGAUGGGAAAGCUUUUGAUCGUGAAGCUCUUGAGGAACUCUCCAAAGAAGGGGUGUCAUUGAUGAUGAGUGACUCAACAAAUGUACUUUCACCUGGAAGAACAAUUAGUGAAACUGUGGUGGCAGAUGCAUUAUUGAGGCAUGUUUCAGCUGUGAAAGGAAGGGUUAUUACAACUCAGUUUGCAUCAAAUAUUUUUCGGUUGGGAAGUGUGAAAAAGGCUGCUGAUAUAACUGGCAGAAAGUUGGUAUUUGUUGGGAUGUCCUUAAGGACUUAUCUGGAUGCAGCUUGGAAAGAUGGAAAGUCACCAAUUGAUCCUUCAACUCUGGUGAAAGUUGAAGAUAUGGAUGCCUAUGCUCCAAAGGAUUUACUAAUUGUCACUACUGGAUCACAAGCAGAACCACGUGCUGCCCUGAAUCUCGCAUCCUGUGGAAGUAGUCAUGCUUUCAAGCUGAGCAAGGAAGAUGUCGUUUUAUAUUCGGCUAAGGUUAUUCCUGGUAAUGAAUCUCGGGUGAUGAAAAUGCUUAACCGAAUCUCAGAGAUUGGAUCAACCAUAGUGAUGGGUAAGAAUGAGGGGCUGCACACAUCUGGUCAUGCAUAUCGUGGAGAGCUGGAGGAAGUACUUAGGAUUGUGAAGCCGCAACAUUUUUUGCCCAUACAUGGAGAACUUUUGUUCUUGAAAGAGCAUGAAUUGCUUGGGAAAUCAACUGGCAUUCGACACACCACUGUUAUAAAGAAUGGGGAGAUGCUUGGGGUUUCUCACUUGAGGAACAGAAGAGUUCUCUCUAAUGGUUUUAUUUCCCUUGGGAAGGAGAAUUUGCAGUUGAUGUAUAAUGAUGGAGAUAAAGCAUUUGGCACAUCAUCUGAACUUUGCAUUGAUGAGAGACUAAGAAUUGCAUCUGACGGCAUUAUCAUUGUCAGCAUGGAAAUAUUACGUCCUCAAAAUGGAGACAGUGUAAUUGACAAUGUGAUAAAAGGAAAGAUAAGAAUCACUACACGUUGCUUAUGGCUUGAUAAAGGGAAGCUUUUAGAUGCACUCUACAAAGCUGCCCAUGCAGCACUUUCAAGCUGUCCCGUGAACUGUCCUGUGGCCCACAUGGAAAAAUCUGUUUCUGAAGUAUUGAGGAAAAUGGUAAGGAAGUACAGUGGUAAGAGGCCUGAAGUCAUUGCCAUUGCUGUCGAAAGCCCGGUGGGUGUUCUUUCUGAUGAGCUCAGUGCAAGGCUAUCUGGUAAUUUACAUGCUGAUUUUGGCAUGCCAACACUGAGAAAAGUGGUUGAUGCACAUUCAAAGAGAAUACAUUCAAACAAGGUGCAGUUAGAAGGCAACGGCCAUAUAAACUUGCCAGAGACUUCACAACAAAGUCUGAAAGAGAGUAUAGAAGAUGACAGACUACUACCUGAGGAAGACACUUCAAGUACUAAAUUGGGAGGAAGUCUAUCUUCCAAUGUCGAGGAUUCAGAUGAUUUCUGGAACUCAUUUAUUUCACCAUCGCAACUCAAUCAAUCAACAGAGAGUAAUUUUGGUUCGGUUCCUCAAGAUGAACAUACGUCAGACGAAUCCACUGAGAUGGAAAAAUCUAGCCCAAAGUCUUCCAAGCCUGUGAAACGAAACAAAUGGAAACCUGAGGAGGUUAAGAGGCUAAUCGAACUACGUGGAGAAUUGCAUAGCCAAUUUCAAACUGUGAAGGGGAGAAUGGCUCUUUGGGAAGAGAUAUCUUCAAACAUGAUUGGUGAUGGUAUCACUCGGAGUCCAGGGCAGUGCAAAUCUCUAUGGGCUUCUCUGGUUCAGAAAUAUGAGGAAACAAAAGGUGGUGAAGUCGUGAAAAAUUGGCCAUAUUUUGAAGAUAUGCAUAAAAUUUUCACUGAUUACGAUGCAAUGGCAACAAAAUGAUUAGAAGAGGAAGCAACAUGAAGUCUCUUCUCCGGGGAGGCAUUUCAAUGGCAUUUCUUUCUUUCCAAGUCACUUCUGAAUGACAACGAGCAAAUGGACGAAUAUAGGUGACAUUAUAAUUGUAUUGUAGACUCAUUGCAUGGAAGGUUUCCAGUCAGAUGAGAAGAGCCCCAAACAUGGGGUCAUGAUUCAUGAAGCCCUUCUGUGAAAUUGACCAUCAGAAAUGUCAGAUAAGAAAUGGAUUAGCUUCGUAGGAAUAGAGUUUCUCUAUAUAAUGGUUCAUCGGAUUGCUGAUACCCUAGCUUGGGCAGAGUGGUUAUGGAGGUAAUUCUCUUUCCAUAUUUUCUUUAUUUAUUGUACACUUAAUUUUUAAUAGCAUAAGCUUCAUCUUGAAUUGGGCUGGAAGCCAGAUUUAUGAAUUUUUUUUUAAAAAAAGAAAUCUCCGAGAAGGCUUUUCCUUUUUAGCUCA